Egretta garzetta (little egret) is the source of this 3744-nucleotide messenger RNA. It is a transcript of the gene MILR1, whose product is annotated as mast cell immunoglobulin like receptor 1. The record is from RefSeq and is a predicted model, not a curated record. Gene Ontology annotation, molecular function: transmembrane signaling receptor activity. The transcript has 9 exons. Gene Ontology annotation, biological process: cell surface receptor signaling pathway. The coding region runs from base 45 to 1016 and encodes 323 amino acids. NCBI's taxonomy places the organism in Eukaryota, Metazoa, Chordata, Aves, Pelecaniformes, Ardeidae.
AUCUCAUUAGUGUAACUCCAGCAGCUGUCUUGCUCAGUAUCAAGAUGUUUUUUCUCACAAUUCUGCUGUUUUCCUACCUUCAUAUGUUUCAGCAGAUCCAGAAAACUACUGCACGUGGCAAAGAGAUGCUGUCCAAUCCCAAGCUUGUACCUGUUCAGGGGACUUUGAAUGUCGUGAUGAACCAGAACGUGACCCUCUCCUGCCACUCAGACUCUGGAUCUCCACCUGUCAGAUACACAUUGUUUAAACGCAAUCAGAAGGUAUCCACUUUAAAUAGGCCAGACUUGACCCCUGUUUUAUUUAACUUGACUAUCACCUCUGCCAGUGACAUGGGUGACUACAAAUGCAAAGCUGAGAAUAACAUCUCCAGUGGCGGAAAAUACAGCAAGAGUCUCAACUUCACCCUUCUAGAGCCAAUUUCCAAACCAGUGCUGAGCUCACCCACCUCCCAAGCAAAGAAAGGCCAGAAUGUGACCCUGUCUUGUCUCUCAGAGAACGGCUCUCUUCCUAUCACAUACAUAUUCUUCAAAGGAAGACAAACUAUCUCUCACCCAGUGAAGAUGCAGAAGAGCGAAGCAGCUGUGAUUUCUCUAUUUAUCAAUUCCUCUAGUGACUUUGGAACCUAUAAAUGCAGAGCUGAAAAUAGCUUUCACAAUAAUACAAAAUACAGCAACAGUUUCAACUUUACAUUAGCAGAAGAGAGAAACCAUUCUCAACCCUUGAUCAUUUCUCUUGGGCUGAUCUUGCUACUACUGGUAAUAGGAUUUGCUCUGGCAAUUCCAUUUUUCAUCAUUCCUUCAUAUAAAGCAAAAAAAAUAAAGUCUACUAGGUCCUCAACUGGCCUUACUUCAACAAUGAAGGCAGAAGAGUCUGAAAACUACGUCAUAUACACAGAGAUUGAGCCUAUUAAACCAGAAGAAGAAUACGUCAACUUUUCUGUUAUUAGAAGAGAAGAUGAGAAAGCAGAGGAGAGGGCAUGUGCUACAGUCUAUUCAAAGGUCCACACCAGGGACUGAGUGCAAGCUGGACCACUCCAUUCUCUAGAGUGGCAUCAGUUAUCAAGACCGUGAAGAGAACGCUCAUCUCAUCGUACCUGUGAAGAAAAGAGCACACCUGUUACUGCUUUUGGUGUAUGCAAAAUUCAGAUAAGUGACGUACAAAUGACUGUAAGCUGUAAAAAUUUAUUUUUACUAUACUGCACUAAGUCCAGCGUGAAGACACCAGUUUUCUUGUUGCCAUUCCUUGCUUUCCGAUUAUAUUUCUUUUAAAUUAUUUAGUUACUUUAAUACAUAAAAAGAAUGUUAUUUGGUGACCUAACAAGAGUAUUUUUGUAGAAGCAGAAUAUAUAUUUUUUUCUUGUAUUUAGUAACCAGAUUUACUCUGAAGACUACUGCACAGAACAAAUAGUUGUAUUUAUUUUCUCUCGGGAAAAAACAUUCAUCAAUAUGUUCAAGAUCCAUUGACAUGAGCAGUGACAUGCUCAAAGUUCACUCCUGAUCAACAAAUCAUGUAUGAAGUCCUCAUCUGCACAAAUAAUUCCACCACAUACGCUAAUGGUAAUUGUUCCAGACUUGGAAGAACUUUUAAGUUCAAGACUAGAGACAGUGUGCUGUCUGAAAUAGUACGCCACAAUGAAACACAAAGAAUCAGUCCAGAUGCACAAAUCGGGGUGAGGGUGGGAAACAGUUCUGUGAGCUUAUGACUCGUCUUAAGAAACUUAUUUUCAAUAGGAGAGUCUCUAAAAGGCAUUUCACAGUUCCAGAGAAACAACAAUAACAUGUGAAAGGCUUAUCCUUCACUUAAUUUAGAAAAUUAACUAUCUGACAUUGCUCUUUGUAAUAAAACUAAUUGAAUCCAAGUUUAUAGUUUGGGAUACAUGCCUUCAGUUAUGUGGUUACUGCACUCGAUGACUUCUUACUGAAAACAGGCAUAUUUUCGCUAGUCCACAGAAAGUCAUCUUUCACCUUCAUAGUUUAAUUUACAAAAGACUGUUUCUCCUUACUUUGUAUAAAGCUGUUCCAGAGAUACCUGCACGGUUUCAAGAUAACCAGGCCAUACAGAAAUUCUAUUUUCUGAGAGUUCAUUGAACAAUCCUUGACAAACCUGUGUUUAUUUAAAAACAAAAGUUAAAAGACUUUGAGGCACGAAUUCCUAUACAAAGAAACCAUUAAAACUAGUAUGUGUGAUGAUAGCAUUCCUAGCUGGUGUAAAGUUUCUGGCUGAAAUAAUCUCAAAGUAGAAAGCAGCCUGGCAAUUAAAUCUCCAUUUCUAUUUAAAAACAUGCCAGUGUAAGUUUCCUCCCUUACCUGGGGACUGGCUUAAUGACCUACUUAAAUAAAAACUUUUUAAAAAUCCUUCUGAAGAUGUGACUUAUGCACGGAGAUAAAUUUGAAAGAUUAAGAACCUGAGAGGGAUUGUGUUAUUUAUUUUCCUUAAUUUUGUACGGAACAAAUAUCAAGUCUAUAAAUAGUACUAAGAGCAGCAUGUUAACGCAAGGAAGGCGCCUACUACCCACUGUCUACAGCGUACUCCUUCCGCUGUGACUCCUAAGCUGCACUGUGAAAUCUGUACAGUCACGAACCUCCAAGACUCAAAGCAGCAGCAUGAUUUUCCCCAACAUAAGGGGUGUCUGAAUUGUAAGAGAAGGUUACAUGGAAAGUCAACGCUCAGAAUUAAAAUACUUUCUUACAACGUACCUGUCGCAGCUCUGUUGUUGGACCUUUUCCUACAACCAAGGCCACUUUAAGAGGCGCUAAACAAGGAUGAAGCUUAAGUACCUAAUAAUUUUACAAAAAGCAACAGAUUACUAAAUGCAUUUAGCGUGAAAUUCUAAACAGACCUAGGAAAUAUUUUCUCAUAAUACAAAAUCCUGAAUUAGAAGCAAGCUGUAUUUCAUACAACUAGUACACAUGCCAGCUAGGUUAGCAUGGCAGAAAUUUCCUCAAAAGAGAUGAAUUUUUAUUAGCAGAACUCCGUCAUCUUUAAUGGAGCCAGAGUGAUCAGAGACAGCCCAGCAGACAGCUACCAUCCAGGCUGCUGCCUGUUCUUAAAGACCAAAUGCCUGCCUGAUUAACAAGCACUGUCUGAAAGCUAGCACUCUCACUCCAGAAAACCAGGGUAAAAGUGGGAAUAACAAUGGUCCUUGGGGAAAUGCCCCACUACUGCCUGUGACCCACUUUUUCUACUCUUCUCAGCAACCUUCAAAUGCUGCCAGAAGAGACAAGCUCCUCUUUCCCACACGCAGCAACUACAUCCCAAUUCCUCUUAACUCCUUCAUCACUUGCACGGCAAGGGCCUGCCUUCUCAUCAGAGAGAAGGUAAAACAGGAAAGGUGACCUCAGGAUGAGAGAAAAAUUGCUAAUUGCUUAUGUGGGUGAAAAGGACAGCAGAGGCAGCCCCAUGGGGCCAGCCUAUUGCUAUCAGUGAAAAGCGUUGUCUGCAUCUGCUGGGGAAGGCAGCAGAGGAUGGCUAUGUGGAAAAGGGAGGCGUUUCCAUGCUUGAAUUUACCACAUUGUCUGUGGGUUUUGUAAUUAGACCUGCCCCUGCCUUCCAUCACCCAUUCUUCCUUACACUUUCUACAGAAAGUUACCUUUCUCUGUGAAUUUUUCUUUUUUGUUAAUGGGUUCUCAGCUAGCUGUAGAGAAUCAAAGAGAUAGGCUAAUGCUCCUCGGUCCAAAUUUCCACUCACAGACAGAACAUGAGGAAUAACAUUCUUCCUUCCAUCUCGGCCCUAAAGAGGAAAAA